CGUUUCUGAACUUUAGACAUUUGAAGGGUUUUUUGACGCAACAAAUUAAUUAUGAUCGAGUGGAGUUGCGUAAUUACAAACCUAUAUAAAUCUGUGAAAAAUGUAUAUUUGUGCCGGAUGCGAAGUUGAAAGAAAAACGAAAUCACGUUUUCUUGAAGAAUGUCGCCUUUUCUAUAUUUUGUGCUUCUACUAACUGUGUCCAGUUUUGGUUUGGCCGAGAAACCCCAAUUAAGUAACAAAACAUUUCCGAAAAAUUUUUCUUUUGGUGCUACUACCUCUGCUUAUCAAGUCGAAGGGUUUGCUGACGAAGUCAACGAAAUUGGAGUCAACCACUACAAAAACCUCAUCCGGGAACUCAAGAACAACCAAAUCCAACCGAUGGUCACUCUUUACCAUCAAGACCUACCUCAGGUUCUGAUGGACAAAGGGGGAACUUUGAACCCGCUCUUCCCUAAGUGGUUCGAAGACUAUGCUAGGGUGUGUUUCGAAAGUUUCGGCGAUGACGUCAAGCACUGGUUUACUAUCAAUGAACCAUACAUAGACUGUACAGUGGGUUUCAUUUCUGGAGGUCUCAGAGAAGGGAUAGAUAACUAUAUAUGUGCUAAACACCAUUUGAUGGCUCAUGCGGCUGCUUGGCACUUGUACGACAACGAGUUUAGAGCUAGACAGGGAG
Messenger RNA from Leptinotarsa decemlineata (Colorado potato beetle), 673 nucleotides. Its product is annotated as myrosinase 1. The record is from RefSeq and is a predicted model, not a curated record. Gene Ontology annotation, biological process: carbohydrate metabolic process. Lineage: Eukaryota; Metazoa; Arthropoda; Insecta; Coleoptera; Chrysomelidae. Gene Ontology annotation, molecular function: beta-glucosidase activity.